Messenger RNA from Alternaria ethzedia, 696 nucleotides. RefSeq lists its product as uncharacterized. Bases 1 to 696 code for a protein of 231 amino acids. Lineage: Eukaryota; Fungi; Ascomycota; Dothideomycetes; Pleosporales; Pleosporaceae. The transcript has 2 exons. The record is from RefSeq and is a predicted model, not a curated record.
AUGUCUUCAACCCAAACCCCCAUCCGCGUCGGCGUCCUAUACGAGGGAACGCAAAUGACAGACCUCGCCGGCCUCGACCUCCUCGGCAACCUCACACCCCAAACCAUCAACCUGAUCAUAGCCAUGAACCCACAGUUCGUGUCCAUGGCACCCCAUGCCAUCCCCAUGACCUUCCUCUACAUAUCAUCUACCAUGGACCCUGCCCACGUAACCCCAGACAUGUACGUGCGACCCACGCACACCUACGCAAACGCCCCGCGUGACCUCGAUAUCCUGCUUCUCGGCGGCCCGAACCCCGCUACUGUCCACGAAGAGAGUCUGGUAUUUUUGAAAGAGGCGAGUAAGCAGACGAAAGUCAUCCUUACCACGUGCACGGGUGGCAUGUGGUUGGCGAGGAGUGGGGUGUUGGAGGGGAGGAAGGCUACGACGAAUAGGGUCAUGUUGGGGAUGGCGAAGAAGAUGUUUCCUGGGACAGAGUGGGUGGAUCGUAGGUGGGUUAUUGAUGAGGGGUGGUUUGAUGGCGCGGAGAUCUGGACGGCGGGGGGUGCCGGGUGUGGUAUCGACAUGUUCAUUGAGUAUACGUACCAGAACUUUGACAAGAAGAUGGUGGAGUUUGGAUGUGUGGGGUUGGAUUUCGACUUUGAAGGGCGUAGCGAGUUUUACAAGGGAGCGCUGCCUGAUAUGACCAUGGCCUAA